This is a messenger RNA of Brassicogethes aeneus, 3207 nucleotides long. NCBI's taxonomy places the organism in Eukaryota, Metazoa, Arthropoda, Insecta, Coleoptera, Nitidulidae. The record is from the annotation of a GenBank genome assembly.
UUGUUGCAGAACGGCGGUGCCAAAGACGGAUUGGACAUGAACUUGGCGCCCGCUUGGCAAAAAGGAUACACUGGGAAGGGAGUUGUCGUGUCAAUUUUGGACGACGGCAUCCAAACCAACCAUCCGGAUCUGGCGCAAAACUAUGACCCUCUGGCCAGCACGGACAUUAAUGGGAACGACGAUGACCCGAUGCCGCAGGACAACGGCGAUAACAAACACGGUACGCGGUGCGCCGGAGAGGUCGCCGCAGUCGCCUACAACCAAUUUUGCGGGAUAGGCGUCGCCUAUAACGCCAGCAUAGGAGGUGUUCGAAUGUUGGAUGGGGUUGUCAACGAUGCCGUGGAAGCCCGUGCUCUGGGUCUAAAUCCGGAGCACAUUGACAUCUACAGCGCUUCGUGGGGACCGGAGGAUGACGGCAAGACGGUAGAUGGACCCGGACCGCUGGCAAGAAGAGCCUUCAUCUACGGAGUAACUAGCGGACGUAAGGGUAAAGGUUCCAUUUUCGUGUGGGCCUCGGGAAAUGGCGGAAGACACACCGAUUCUUGCAAUUGUGAUGGUUAUACCAACAGUAUUUUUACCCUUAGUAUUUCUAGUGCCACUCAAGGGGGUUACAAACCUUGGUACUUGGAAGAAUGCUCGUCGACAUUGGCUACCACGUACAGUUCCGGAACGCCAGGUCACGAUAAAAGCGUCGCGACGGUAGACAUGGACGCCCGCCUUCGACCCGACCACAUCUGCACCGUGGAACACACAGGAACGUCGGCGUCUGCACCUUUAGCCGCCGGUAUUUGCGCUUUAGCUUUGGAAGCUAACCCUAGCCUAACCUGGAGGGACUUGCAAUAUUUGGUUGUGUUGACUUCGAGAGCGAGCCCAUUGGAAAAAGAAAAUGGUUGGAUUUUGAAUGGAGUUAAGCGCAAAGUUUCGCAUAAGUUUGGUUAUGGUUUAAUGGAUGCCGGCGCGUUGGUGAGUUUGGCGGAGAAAUGGACCACGGUUCCUCCACAACAUAUUUGCAAAAGCCAGGAGGUUUUGGAAGACCGUCAAAUAUCACCUGAAUUUGAAUCCACUCUAAACCUAUUUAUGGAUGUGGAUGCUUGUGGCAACACCCUCAACGAAGUGCACUUUUUGGAGCACGUGCAAUGCAAAAUAUCCCUGAGAUUCUUCCCUCGUGGUAACUUGAGAAUAGUGUUGACAUCACCAAUGGGCACCACAUCAACUCUGCUCUUCGAAAGGCCGCGUGACGUAGUAAGUUCCAACUUUGACGACUGGCCAUUCUUGUCCGUCCACUUUUGGGGAGAAAAAGCCGAAGGUCGCUGGCAUUUGCAGAUCAAAAACGCUGGAACCAGACACGUAAACCAACCAGGACUGCUCAAAAAAUGGCAAUUGAUCUUCUACGGCACCUCUGUCAACCCAAUCCGUCUAAGGCCAAGCAACGGUCCCAGAUCCACUCCGUGGAGAACACCCUUGAACAGUUUCACUUUCCCAACGCAGCAGCCGGCGCAAGAACCGACCAACAAAUUCUUCGACAGCGAUUUAUUCAGGAACUUCAAUAACUUCCAGAACAUUUACUCCUUUUCUGGUUCGGAUCCCGAAGUGGCAGUGAGUUCUCUGGACGGAAAGAAGACUAAAGUAAGAGAAAACAGUAGGAAUAGUAUUGAUAACGAUGAAGAAACUAAGAACAAUUGCGACGAGCAAUGUGAUGACCAAGGAUGUUUUGGAAAGGGACCAACCAAAUGUAUAGCCUGUAACAACAAGCGUAUGGAUAAAAAUUGCGUAAGUACCUGCCCUCCAAGAAGUUACUCCGACUCCCAAAAUGUUUGCCAACCUUGCCAUGAAGCCUGCGACACUUGCACAGGACCAGACCAAAGAAGCUGCGUGGCUUGUUCGCCAGGUCAUGUUAGAGUCACCGAUCUAGAUAUUUGUCUUCAGCAGUGCCCCGAUGGAUAUUUUGAAAAUUUCAACGACAAAUCUUGCACUCCUUGCCAACCAAACUGCGUUGGAUGCCAGGACAGACCUGACCAUUGCACAAGCUGUGAUCACCAUCUGCUUUUGUUCCAAAAUAGAUGCGUUGCUGCUUGCCCAUCCAACACCUUUGAAACAGACGAUUACAAUUGCGCUCCUUGCCACGACUCCUGCGAGACCUGCAAAGGUUCCAACAGCUCUCAGUGCGUUACCUGCAAGCAGGGUUUCUACUGGUACGACGGCAGAUGCGUUCGGGACUGUCCCGCGCAUCAUUACGCCGACAACCACCAGAGGGAGUGCGUCGAAUGUCCACCGGGUUGCAGCGAAUGCAACCAGACCACCUGCAUCUCCUGUCUGGACGAUUGGAAGGUGAACAUCAAGGGACGAUGCGUCUCUACUAACAACGAAAAGUGUGGAAAUGACGAAUAUUUCGAGAACGGCCAAUGCAAACAUUGCCAUUCGACUUGCGACACCUGUGACGGUCCCACCGAAAAAGCCUGCCUCACCUGCGCAAGUCCGUUCAUCUUGCAAGGCACCCGGUGCGUCGCACAGUGCGACGAAGGGUUCUUCAAGGAAAAAGACGGCCGUCUGUGCGAACCCUGCGUGCACACGUGCCUGAAAUGUGUUGCAAAAACUAACUGCACCAUUUGCCGACUUGGACUGCACUUACAAAACGGCGAAUGCCACACGACGUGCUCGAACGGUUACUACAGCGACAAAGGCGUCUGUCUGAGGUGCUACAUGAGCUGCAGGACAUGCGGGGGUCCCAGUCAAGAUCACUGCGUCAGCUGUCCCAACGGCUGGCAGCUGCUCAGCGGCGAGUGCAGGCCGGACUGUCCCGAGGGAUACUACAAGACCGAGUACGGAUGUCAGAAGUGCCAUUAUAAUUGCAGAAAUUGCGGAGGGUGUAAAAUGCAGGAGGAUAAACGAAAAAUAGACGUGGAAGCUCUGCUGUUAUCCGCCCAACCAGUAUCCACUCUACAAAUAGUCAAUCCAUUUAAUUUUAUCACCGGACUCGCUAUAAUUGCAUGCCUUUGCAUCAUUAUACUAUUUAUUGUUAUAUUUAUUGUUUUACAGAGAAACAGUGUACAGGCUACACAAAGAGGAUACAGCAGGGUGUCGAUAAAGAAACCAAAAGUCACAUGUAACUAUAACGUGGUGGCUGUGAGCGAUGGCGAAUCGAGCGACUCUGACAGUUCGGCCGGGCGCAAGCUGAUCACGCCCAAACCCGAAAGAACUGCAUGUUAA